AUCUGACCUGACAGGAAGAAGAUCCUCCAUUCCAAUGUCAAUUCGACUGCUGCCGCGCUGUACUUUGAGAACAACGACCAGACUGACCCGAUCAUCAACCUCCCUCCGCCCUUUCGCCUCCACAACUCCCAAAAUGGGUAAACAAGAAUGGAUGGUCAUCCUCCCCGACAAUGCCGGAGUUCUCGAAACAAGAAUGAAGGUCAGACCUCAACAUCUCGAAGACCUCAAACCCAAAGUCGAAUCCGGCGUCGCAGUUUUCGGAGGUGCUUCCCUAGACGAGCCGUUGAAGGAAGGCGAAGGGCCGAAAAUCAAUGGCAGUGUAAUGAUUAUUGAGGCCGAUACCAAGGCAGAGGUCGAAGAUGUUAUCAAGAGUGAUAUUUACUACAAGGAGGGUGUUUGGGAUGCUAGUAAGAUGCAGAUAUUUCCCUUCAAGAGUGCUAUUAGGAAGGAGUUGCAGUAGAGGUCCCUAGGGCUUCAUAGGUUUGUUAGUAUGGCAGGCAUAUACGUCCCACUAUGCUAAAUGGCCCGGCUUGGAGUCGACGAUGUUAAUCACUACAUUGUCCGUACUCAUUCAUAUACGGGCAUAUAUGACUUGCAAGAAGAC
Messenger RNA from Sphaerulina musiva SO2202, 604 nucleotides. RefSeq lists its product as uncharacterized. The coding region runs from base 134 to 460 and encodes 108 amino acids. The record is from RefSeq and is a predicted model, not a curated record. NCBI's taxonomy places the organism in Eukaryota, Fungi, Ascomycota, Dothideomycetes, Mycosphaerellales, Mycosphaerellaceae. The transcript has 3 exons.